GCCCGCCCAGCUCCCCGCCCGCAGUUGCAGCUGGGGCUGGGCCGCGGGGGUGAGGCGGCCCCGCCAGGCCUGCCCGCCGCCGGCCCCGCUCCUCCGGGACCGGCGAGCAGCCUCUGCGACGAGCGGGGCCGGGCGGCGGGGAGCUGCCAGCCGGGCCAUGCCGUGUCGGGCGCUCCUCCUCUCCCACCUCCUUCUCUUCUUCCUCCUCUUCCUCCUCGGCUCGGUCGGGGCCUCGGGCGCAGAAUCUUCUCCCCAUUUACCGGCACCAAAGGAUGUGAUGAUUCAUUCCUAUAACUUUCAUAGUUUGCUGAGGUGGUCUCCUGUUAAAGUGGAUGGAGGCUUGGUGUUAUAUACAGUCCAUUUUAAAACAGCGGCCUUUAAACAGUGGGAUGAGAUGAACUGUACCCGUAUCACCCAGACUGAAUGCAGCUUCCCCAUGUCAUUUAAGCAGCGGCGCUGGACUGUUGUUCUGCGUGUGAGGGCUGAGCUAGGGCAAGCGAUUUCUGACUGGGUGGAAACAGAUCCAUUUGUGGCAGAGAGAAACACUACUAUAGGGCCCCCUAAAGUGAACAGUGUGACCGCAAGCUCUGACUCACUUCUCAUUAGAGUCACACCCCCUUUUGGAUUUGAAAAAGGUGAAUCUCUUCAGUAUCAUGUGUCCUACUGGGAGAAUGCAAGUACUACUGAAAAAGAGGCAAAGAUGAGAAGUACACUAUUCAAAAUCGAAAAUCUAAAGGAAUCGACACUUUACUGUUUUAGUAUUCAAGUAGAAUUUAUGUCAAGUUUAGAUCUCCAGUUACUUGGACUGCAAAGCAACCCAGUGUGUUACAGAACUGAAAUCAGUGAGGCAACCAGAGCUGGAUAUAUUAUACUAGUAUUUAUAUUGGUGUUAAUUUUUGUCAAUCUGGUAGCAGUUGGUUUGUUGCUUCUGUGGAGACACCACAAAACAAUUAAAUAUUGGUCUCACCCACCUCUAGAAAUCCCAUCACACUUUGAAGAGUAUUUGAGAGAUCCUAGCAUGCCUGAUUUAGAGGUGUUGAACAAUUAUGCCAAGGAGGACGAGCCCAAUGAUUCUGUAUCCAUUGUGGCUUAUGGAGAAGGAAGCCAAGCCUGGGGCAGUUCAGAUGGCCAAGCUCAUUCACACAGCAUCUCCAGUGACAGUGAAGUAACUUAAGCGGCUCCCUCGUGAGAAUGCCUGUACCAAGUCUUUGCAGAGGCUCCCGCCCAGGAGCAGCACGAUGUGGCUACUGGCAGGCCAGAUGAUGACCUCUGGACAAAAUGCAGCCAUAGAUAAAUGCUGAGUGAGAUGCUGCUUCCGGAGACUCGCACGGACCCUGAGCCUUCGUUUAAAUGGCUUCUGCUGUGUUAGAACAGAAGCUGUGUAUACCAGAGAGACUUAAAAGGUGAAACGUGAAAGUGAAAUGAACACUAAAUUGCCUGAAGACAGACAAGAGGGUUAUAAAAUGGAUAUAGUAACAUCAUCGUAUUUCCCACCCCAAAUUGAAAUAAAGCUUUGAGAAAUAAUGGCACUUUAUAGUAGGAUCUAAUACAACCUAGAACUUCUCUGUAAUUGAACCAACUGCACUGUGAGCGACUUUUAAGUGGCUUUUGUCUUGCUGCCUUAUGGGCGAAGCUGUUAGUACUCAAUGUGUAAUAUACCCACCCCAGUAUGCUUCUCUGCAUCAUUUUCAGUACACGCAGUCUUCUGUGGCAGCUUCUUUCCUCCAGAUAGAAAGAAAUUUUAUAGUACUUUACUCUCCUCAGCAUGAACCUGUGCAAAGGAAACUCCUCCUAAUAGCUGCCUCCUAACACAUUAAUGAGAAGCAUUAAUCUUCUGCUCCUGCAGUGAGACAACUGUUCCUCACAGCAAAACAAACUUCAAAAUUAUUUUGCUCAGAAUUUAUGUAAUAUGUAUCAGUAACAAUCAGACACUAAAAUUUCUUGUUGACUAUCGGAGUAGUCCUGCAAAUGAGAAGUUGCGUGAGGGUUCCGUUUCUGAGUCCCUUAAAACAGAAGACUGCAAGUUAAGCCUCACAUCACAAUCCUGUGGGGUCUGGAAGGUGUCUAAUAAAACACAAAGAACAAAUAAACCACUCCUGUAGUAAAAA
Messenger RNA from Phalacrocorax carbo (great cormorant), 2108 nucleotides. Lineage: Eukaryota; Metazoa; Chordata; Aves; Suliformes; Phalacrocoracidae. The record is from RefSeq and is a predicted model, not a curated record.